CCCUAGUUGCCGACUAUAACUUCGCUGAUUUGAUCAAAUGUUUUGAAGAACAAAAGAAGAUCCAUCAAAUCGAGGCAGAUCGUCUAAAUGGUUCAGCAUGUUACGUCAAUCUACUACCACAACAUAUUGAAGUGAUUAAGAAGGUCAAUAAAAAAUUUGAAUCUUACUAUGGUAUGAAAGUGGAAUUCAGUUUUUUUUCAUGUAAUCAGCAGGCUUCACAUGAACAGAUUGGUCUCAAUGGUUGGUUUGUACACCUAUAUGUAACAAUAAAAGUAAUAAAGUGCUUACACUGGAGAAAUUGAAAAUUACUUCUUGUGUAGAACAGGGUAAAAGGGAAUUCAGUCUUGACAAAAUAGGUUCGAAAUGAUCUUAUGAAAUCUACAAGUGAUUUUUGAAGAUGACGUUCCGCAGGAAUCAGCCAGAAGCCUUAACAGAAACGAAAUUGAUGAGGAGGAAAGAAGUACAUAAGAUGUUAGAUAUUCAACAACCUUUUCAGUGGGGCACAACAUGAAUGUGUAUAUGCAACAUGAUCUUGAAAUAAGUGGGAAAAAAUUGACGUAUUAAAGAUGACAGCAUCUAAUCAACAAACAGUAAAGCUGUUGUGAAAAUGCCAUUUUUUAACAAUGUGAAUGAGGUAACAUUGCACAAAAGAACGUAACGUGAGAUGACUCAAGUCAUUCCAUACAAAACAAUUC
Messenger RNA from Schistosoma margrebowiei, 695 nucleotides. NCBI's taxonomy places the organism in Eukaryota, Metazoa, Platyhelminthes, Trematoda, Strigeidida, Schistosomatidae. The record is from the annotation of a GenBank genome assembly.